AUGCCCUGUUUGUCCGUUCACGGGGAAAGUAAACAACGGCAACCUCACUCGUGGUAUUUUAAACAGACAUUUUAUGGAGAAUCCAGAACACGACAGACGGUUUUGGGAAGAGAAUUAAGAGUCCAGUGCGCUUGUCGCAUCUGUACAUCUCAAGACGUGGAUAUAUUUUUAAAGCACAUGAACAACGCUCGAUACCUCCGCGAGUUAGAUUUCGCACGAUUCCACUACUACGAUAGAUCGGGAAUCUACGGGGAAGUGAGUCGCAGAGGUGGAGGCGCAGUUCAAGGUGCAUCAUCGACUCGUUAUCGACGAGCGCUGCCUAUUUUUACACCUUACAAAGUGACAACACAGUUGAUUUACUGGGACGAGAAAAACUUCUACCUCGAACACGAGUUCAUCAGUCUGUCAGACAAUUUCGUCCGCGCAGUCGUCCUCAGCAAGCAGACGGUCACCGGGUUAAAGGUCCCCGUGUCGGAGGUGAUCGCUAAGGUCGAGCCCUCUGCCCAGAGGCCGGAGAUGUCCAACGAGCUCAAGUUAUGGCUUGACUCCAUGGAGGAAUCCUCACAGAAAUUGAAAAAACGCAGCUAA
This is a messenger RNA of Cotesia congregata, 588 nucleotides long. The record is from the annotation of a GenBank genome assembly. Lineage: Eukaryota; Metazoa; Arthropoda; Insecta; Hymenoptera; Braconidae.